GUUAGGGGUGGUGAGAGGUUCAAGUGACACUGAAAUGGAAUGGGGAACAGGGCUUGCCAUUUAAUGCUUUUGCCCUUGCUGCUCUGAAGAGGACAUGGGUUCAGUCUCAGCACCCACAUGGUGCCUGACAGCCAUCAAUAACUGGUUCCGGAUUCCGAUGCCUUUUCUGACCCCAGUGGCCACUUUUUAUAGCAUGCAUCCUUUCAGUCAGUUUCACUGUCUCAGCUCAUCCAUGAAGGUCUGUGGUUCAUUGUACAGUAGGAGAGAAUCAGACCCAGCUGCACAUUUUCUGUCUGCAUAGAUGCUUUCCCAUUGCUAUUGUGUGACGAAGUUGCUUGUUUUCAGACAGCUCGUUUCUGUCGCACUGACACUGUAUCUGUUGCUCUGCCUUGAGCUGUUUCUCCUUUUCUGCCACUCCCAUGUCUGUUGGUCCUGUUGCUCUAAAGUGUCACCUGGAAUCGCGGCUGGGAUAAUUCCGGCUCUGCUCUGUGUACCUGGGCUUGUCCUCAGGUUCUUUGUGCUGCCGUGUACAUUUAGUUUUCUAUUUUUCUGAGUGUUAUUUGGUGUAUUAUGUAUUUUAUAGCUAACUUCCCGAUUCUUCUGCUUUGAUGGUCUUUGUCCCCUCUUUGUCAUGAUCCUUGGGACUUGAACCAGAUCAUAUGGAUUUUCUCUUCAUGGCUGUUUAGUCAGCAGCCACUCUUUCUCCAUAUGUGGUCAGUUAAGUGUCCCUGGCAUAACUGUUGCCAUUGCAUAAAAAGGUUCUCUGACGUAGGUUGAAAGCAGCACCAGGCUGUGUUGUGAACAGAAUUUAGUAAAGGUAAUUUGAGUAUUUGUACGUGCAACAAAAUGUCAUGAGUGUAUCUCCCCCCGUGGCUUAUCACCCUCCCAGUCAUGGGCUCUUGACGGCACUGUUGCACUGCUUUAGGAACCCAAAGGAGGUAACCAUCAAGCUGUGAACCAGGAGGCAGCUGCACCAUGCAGUCUUGACACACACGGGAUCAGCUGGUGUGUGUCUAAACUCUGAAUGCCAAAUUCAGUUCCUUCUGUCGCCCUGUGUGUUUCCAAACCAGCAAUCCAGAGUGACACGGGUUUUGACUGGCCAUCUUAAGUUAGUUUAACAGCAUUUGCUGAAGCGCCUCAGAUGCAGAAAUUUUUCUAAGGCGCUAAAUAUGCCAGAAGUCACAUAAGGUGCCAAAGUUCAAGGAGAGGAUAUUGGUUACAGACAGUAGGACACCGCAGGGCGCUGAGCAGGCAGUUGCCGAUCUGUUCUGGUAGCUUUAAUCUGCCCGUGCUACAUAGGAGAUUAACAUACAGGUGGGUAGCAUGAUACAGGUAGUCCACAUCUGGGUAAGGUUAUUAUUUUUGUAAAGAUCAAUUUUUUUUAUUUUACAUAUAUGAGUGCUCUAUCUGCAUGUACGCCUGCAUGCCAGAAAAGGGUAUCGGAUCCCAGUAUUGAUGGUUGUGAGCUGGGAAUUGAACUCAGGACCUCUGGAACAACAGACAGUGCUUUUAACCUCUGAGCCAUCUCUCCAGCCCAGUGGGUAGAAUUUCAACCACAGUUCCGGUCUUUGCUUCUGAGACAGAAACUCAGAGAAAAGGAACUGAGAAAUGGCUCCUUCUCCGGUAAAUGUGCCCCAGGGUCCGUUGACAUUCAGGGAUGUGACUGUGGACCUCUCCCAGGAGGAAUGGGAAUGUCUGGACUCCGCUCAGAGAGCUCUGUACAUGGAUGUGAUGUUGGAGAAUUACAGCAAUCUACUCUUUGUAGAAAACCAUCGAAUAUAUGGAAAAUAUGAAAAAUCCCUCUUUCAAGGCCCAAAGCAUAUUGUCUGUCCGCAUGUGAAUAUCCAAGAGAAGUCUUAUAAAUGUAAUGAGCCUGGCAAACUGAUUCAUGAAUCCUCCCAGUGUAUACCUCAUGACACAAGUGAUACUGCAGGAGGCUACAAUCAGUACAGAAGUGGUAAGCAUAACGAUGCUUCUAUUGACUCCGCAACGAUAAGCAAACGUAAAAGUAGAGACUCUAGAGAAGAACCUUACAAGUUUAAAGACUGUGUAAACUGUUCAAAUUGGUUUCCCAUCAUCAGUCAAAAUCAAAGAAUCUACUCAACCCUCAGUAUUCACCAGAGAAAUUCUCAAGAGAAACUCCACAAAUGUAAAGCCUGUGGCAAGUGCUUUCAUCAGCUACCUCAGGUUAAAUACCAUUUCAAAACCCAUACUGGAGAGAGACCUUAUAAAUGCAGUGAAUGUCACAAAUGCUUUAGCCAGCUCACACACCUGAGAAGCCACCAGACAAUUCAUACAGGGGAGAAACAUUACAAAUGUAAUGAAUGUGGCAAAAGCUUUAGCCGGCUGACAUACCUAAGAACCCAUCAGAGAAUUCAUACAGGAGAAAAGCCUUAUCAAUGUAGUGAAUGUGACAAGUGCUUCAUCCAGAAGGCCCAACUUACAAUACAUCAGAGAAUUCAUACGGGAGAAAAACCUUACAAAUGCAGUGAAUGUGGGAAAUUCUUUACAUGUUGCUCAGGCCUUAGAAAACAUCAGAGAAUUCAUACAGGAGAGAAACCUUACAAAUGUAGUGAAUGUAAGAAAUCCUUUACCAGUGGCUCAGAUCUUCGAAGACAUCAGAAAAUUCAUACUGGAGAGAAACCUUACAGAUGCAGUGAAUGUGACAAAUGCUUUAUUCAGAAAGUCCAACUUAGAAUACAUCAGAGAAUUCAUACAGGGGAGGAGCCUUACAAGUGCAGUGAAUGUGUUAAAGUCUUUACCCACCUCUCAGGUCUAAGAAAGCAUCAGAAAAUUCAUAGUAGGGAAGUUUUAAUUAGUAAAUAAUGUGGCAAGUGCUUAUACAAGGUCUGUUCUUAGGAACCAUUGCAGGAUUCACAGUAGAGAAUCAUUAUGAACAUGAGAAACUUCUGAAUUCCUGUAAGUAAUGUUCAAAUCUUAGAAAACAUCAAGGAAAAAUUAUUAAAAUGUUACAGUGUGGGAAAUUUUUCAUUAAAACAUUCUAUUUUUUUCAACCUGAAAUAGUUCAUAAUAAAGACAAUAUGGAAAGGCCUGAAGAAUGUGCUGUUCUGUAGCAGUUUCCUGGAGACAAGCUGAUUAAGACAGGAAAUAAAAACCCCCAAAAUGAUUUCAGGAAGUCUCUGGAACUGACAAUAUUCACUCUGCUUGACUUCCAUGAAGAAACUCAGAUAAUUCAUACUAUUUUGAAGAGGGUUUGGCAAACUGAACCACCAGGGCAGGGUGCCCUUUAACCAGUAGACAUGCCUGCAUGUGUGUAGUGUGCUUCAUGUGUCCAGUGUUCAUAAGUGGUAUUCCAUGCUGGGGUGGAGUUUCUUGAUGACAACUGUCUUUGAGUCCAUUUUGCUCCUGUAAGCACCUUUCCCCAUAUUUCUGUAAGUACUAUGAAUAAAGCCCAUUGGUUCAAUGAGGUGGACCUAAUGGCAUGCAUACCUUGUUGCCAUUCCCAUUUUUGGUGAGUAGAUGCAUAUGAAUGAUCUCUCCCCAGAAAAUUAAUUUUAAAUAGAAAGCAUUUGGUUAACCAAAGCAGGGAAGACUGUGUUCACUUUCCCUGUCUUACUGUCAUAGUAAUACUUGGUUUUGUUAAAAGGGCUCAAAUGUGGAGAUUUAAGGACUCAAAGAAAAGAGGCUGCUCCAUCUUCCUUGCAUUCAUAGAGAAGAGAGUGAGGUUUAUAAGGGGACAAAUGAAGAUACAGCUCCAAAGCUGGCAGUAAGCGGGGCUGUGUCCAUGAGUGACCCUCUGUACACUGCUGCCUGUGGACAGAUACUGAAUACCACUGUGCUUUCCUCAUGUCCUGCUGUACCUCAGAAAUUCCACUCUAAGCCCCAAGAAGUUAAAUGAAUUUCAGUUCUUUUUGUUAAAUCCUUUUACAUGGUGCUAAUACUGUAGACAUAUCAGAAAAACAAUGAUGAAAUAAAACUCAAAAUGUAUUAAUAAAGACAUAUUCAACUAUAUGAAUCUAUUUGUACAAGUAUCAAACUCCAAAGCUUUAAAGAGAUAACCUGUGAACAAGACGACUUCAUGUAGAACUUAAUAUUAGUGGUUGUUUUUAAAUUGUGUUGCAGUUUCUCACUUAACCUAGGCAGCAUCCAAAUAAUUGAGACUGGACUAUUAUGUUUAUUUGACAAGCUUUAAUGGCACAAGAACUAAGUAUUAAUCUAUUUUCACCCUCUAAGCUAAUCUGGCUUUUUCCCAACAUAAAUCCCUAAGAUACUCACUUUCAUGGCUUUCUCAGCUCCAGCUGCUCCCUCCUGUUGUCUCCUGGACCUCAGAAUCCCCACUUUCUUUCCUCUUCCUCUGGCUGGCAGGAAGUCCAGCCCUAUUCUCUCCUCUGCUCAGUCAUUGGCUGUUAAGCUUCUUUACUGACAUAUCAGGGAACAGUUAGAGAGCAAUGUUUACACAGCAUUGAGACAGGAGAUUCUCAGAACAAGGAUUGCAGGCACAGAAGUCAGCAUUUGAAUCUUUACACAGUGCAUGGUAACGUGCCUACAGCUUAGAAUUCCUCAAGGGGGGUCCUGGAAGAUCAUUGUGAAGUACAGAAAAAAGGAUGUGUGUUGGUAUAAUGUUCUUUUAAAAUGCAUACUUCUUACCCUUGUUCAUUCAAAUGCUGAUUCCCCCCCCCCACUCUCUGGUUUCAAUCUGGAUAUUGCAUUGUGAUACUCUCUAAGCAUCCUCUGUCUCAAUUCUUGUGUAAACAGACCAAAAUAAAGCAACUAGACACAAUGUUGAGCUGGGAGGAGCCAGAGGACAGGAAAUGAGUGGGAGGAGCUAAAGGGCAGGAAAUGAGUGGGAGGAGAAAGGGCAUGAGGAGAGCUUAGAGGAGAGAGCUGGAGGAAAGAUCUUGGAGGACGUGGUGCAUGAACCAGACCUAAGAUUUCACAAAAAGCAAAUAUAAUGUGAGAAAUCUAAAUGUUAGGAAACUAUUAGGGCUUGGAGGUUUAGGAUGGAGUAACUAUUGCCCAGCAUUGUGUUCUAGGUUAACUAAAUAAACCCAAUGUCUGUGUGGUGAUUUGGUUAUAAAGCUGCUUAGGAUUAACAGCAGCGUUACCAGAAGAUAAAUCAAUACAGCGUUACCAGAAGAUAAAUCAAUAGUAAAUAUUAAUCGUCACCUACAACAGAUGUGGAAGUAGUCCAGUGCCAAAGCACUCUUGAAAUAUUGAUACUUGUGAUGGCUAUUUUGGGUUGUCAGUUUGACUAUAUCUAUAAUUAAUUAAAACCUAAAAAUGGAGGGGGACAACCUGAGAGCUUUUUCUUUAAUUUUAAGUGGAAAGAUCCGCUUCUAAUCAAGAUCUUUAAGGUGGGAAGACCCACCUAUAAUCUGAGCCAACCCUUUAAUCUGAGCCAACCCUUCUGUUAGAGGCCUGUAUAAGGAUAUGGAAGAACAAAGCUUUUGCUCUUUGUCUCUUGGCUCUCGCCUUGCCAGCAAGUCGUUCUUUUACUGGCAUUAGAGCCUAGCUCUUCAGGGUUCUUGCAUACACUGAAAGCCAGCUGAGACAGCCAUCUUUGGGACUGAACAAUUACUGGGUUGUUGGACCUUCUGUACACUGUUAGAGUAGCUGGACCACAGCUGAAGGGCAGAGAGAGAUUCUGUAUUUUCUGUUCUAGUGCUGGGUCAAGACUACAUAUCCAUCUUGUAGCAGAAAUUGUCAAAUCAUGAGUACAUGGUUUUGAAGGGUUCAUAGAGGUUUGCUUUGUGUGCCAGGGUCAGAGGUUCCCUGAGCAGAGGGCAUUGAUGAAUAUGCAGCCCCAGCUGCAGUGGAAAUGCCAGUAUAUUGGAGUUGGCAGAACCAUGGGAUGACUGCCAAGAACAUAGAGAACUGAGCGGCUUUGAACCUGAGACAAGUUGUGUGUGCUGUGCAUUGCAUAGUAAAAGAAGUAAGCCACACAAGGCUGUGGGUCCAAGGAGAUCAUGUGUUCUGGACACUAAAGUACGUUUAUAUUUGAUACUGGAUUUAGUUUGAUUUGAGGGUAACUGUGCCAUACCACCUGCAUGAUCUGUUGGAGACCUGUAUAAGGACAUGGAAGAAGGAAGCUUUUGCUGUCUGCUUGCACUCACCUCACUAUCAAGUCAUCUGCAGAAUAAGAAGUGUGUAACACAUUUUUGUUAGUGUAAGCCACAGUUAAAAUACUUGAGUUUUAAAGAGACAGCUGACUUUUAAGUGCUGAUUUUUUUUAAGGUUAUGGAGACAUUUAAAGUGUUUUAUAUUAUGAAAUUGAUAGGAGAUCUUUGGGACAAACAAGGAAUGAAACGGUUGUGAUUUGUUAGUAGUAUUGGUUGAUGUUUGUCAACAUGACAGAAAUUUAGAGUCAUCUCAGAAGAAGUAACCUCCAAGAAAGGAUUGCUUCCAUCAUGUUGGCCUGUGCUAUUUUCAUGAUUCAUGAUUGAUGUGUGAGGAACUAGCUUAGUGUGGGUGUUGCUAGCCCUGGGAAAGCUGCCCUAAGACAGCAACACAGUGAACCCAGUCCUCCAUGAUCUCCGCUCUGGAUUCUACCUCCAACUCCUCCUGCUUUGGUCUCCCUUAAUGAUGUACUGUAACUUGUGGGAUGGAAUAAACCCCUUUCCUUCUCAAACUUUGUUUGUUUUCCGUUUGUUUGUUUUGGGACAGAGUUUCUCUGUGUAGCCUUGGCUGUCCCGGACUCACUUUGUAGACCAGGCUGGCCUCAAACCCACAAUGAUCUGCUUGCCUCUGCCUCCCUGAGUGCUGGGAUUUAAAGGCAUGGCACCACACCUGGCUCUUCCUGUUUGUUUUUUUGUUUUUGAGACAGUGUAUCACUAUUCUGGUUCUUGAACUCAAUAUGUAAUUAAGACAUCUGCUGUUGUGUACUUUGUUCCGUAAAGCACAUACCCCUCACCAUGUCCAUUCUCUUAUAAAAAAGCCAGGUUCAGGAGUUCCUCUUUCUUUUUAAUUUUGAUAUAUGAUGGCUGAAGUGCUCAGUUUUUCAAUCCAUCCAGUUCAUGUGUUCUUGUCUGAGGGCUGGAUUCCAGUGUCACAGCAGCUUGUACAGCCAUUGCAGCUUGCUGCCUGCUCCUGUUACAAAUCCACACUCUGUUAGCAAACCAUCCUUAAUGGCAUGUGUGCCAGGAAUGGUUAGUGACCCAAACAAAAUUCAUGCGGUACAACAAGUGCAGAUGAGUUUUCUUUUUUGAGUGUAAGGCUGAAUGCCCUUUACUGUGGUGCAGGUGUGCUAAAGAAUUUCUGAAUAUAAUAAAUCUUGUAGAUUUCUGGGAAAGCCAGGAAAUUCAUGAAGUUAGUGAGAAUACCUGUACAUGGAAUGGCUGGAUGUCUUCAGUUAAGUCUGUGUGGGAAGAAGAUGUGUGGACAGUGAACAGGUGGGUGUACUGUAGCCCAGCCCUAGCACACACCUUUAAUCCACAAGUUUUCUGUAAAUGAGUUAAUCAAGUUAACCCUAAGUCAAGAGGUGGAGCAAGAAACCAGCUGACAGGGAUUAAGUAGAAAGGAGGGACUCUGAGAGAGGUUUUAAAGACUGAGUGGAGAAGAAGGAUUUUUUUUUUUUUUUUGGCUCUAUCCUCUGGGACAUGAGUAGUGAGGUUGGCUGGGUGCUUUCCCUGCCUCUCUGAGCUAGCAGCCCUGCACCCCAGCAUCUGGUUCUCGAGUCUUUAUUGGUAAAAUCGAACGAUUGGGAUUUUCAUUCUUUAAAACAACAGGAAGCUUCUCCCCUGCUGGUGAGUUUUCAUAAGACCUGAAAGUGCAGAAUAUCUGAAAUGCUGGAAGAAAAAUCAUCCAUGUUCUCACUGAGCUGCAGGCGCGGCCUGCCGCAAUACUGAAAAGAUGUGUCACUCUUGUCUUUAGGAUUGUGGGGACACCAUCUCGUUACUCAUUGGACUUGUAUUAUGAUCAUUCAUGGAUGUCACUGUAAACUGAGUCAAAUGCACAUCAGUGCGGAGGUCAUGGAUCCCAUGUG
Messenger RNA from Meriones unguiculatus (Mongolian gerbil), 7942 nucleotides. RefSeq names its product zinc finger protein 501-like. NCBI's taxonomy places the organism in Eukaryota, Metazoa, Chordata, Mammalia, Rodentia, Muridae. The record is from RefSeq and is a predicted model, not a curated record. The transcript is spliced from 4 exons. Bases 1609 to 2826 code for a protein of 405 amino acids. Gene Ontology annotation, biological process: regulation of transcription by RNA polymerase II. Gene Ontology annotation, molecular function: DNA-binding transcription factor activity; RNA polymerase II cis-regulatory region sequence-specific DNA binding.